This is a messenger RNA of Rhopilema esculentum, 1369 nucleotides long. Its product is annotated as CDP-diacylglycerol--inositol 3-phosphatidyltransferase. Gene Ontology annotation, biological process: phosphatidylinositol biosynthetic process. The record is from RefSeq and is a predicted model, not a curated record. NCBI's taxonomy places the organism in Eukaryota, Metazoa, Cnidaria, Scyphozoa, Rhizostomeae, Rhizostomatidae. Gene Ontology annotation, cellular component: membrane; Golgi apparatus. Gene Ontology annotation, molecular function: CDP-diacylglycerol-inositol 3-phosphatidyltransferase activity.
GCAGCAUAUAUAUCAGCAGCAACAACAACAAAUUUGUGUUGGCGGCGCUAACUUCGCGCGGAAGGCUGCAGCAGCUGGGGAAAUUCAGCAUGGCAGAAAACGUAUAUUUGUUCGUCCCUAACCUGAUCGGGUAUGCAAGAAUUAUACUUGCAUUUGCCUCAUUUUAUUACAUGCCAACAUCACCUUACGUUGCUGGAUUCCUCUAUUUGAUGAGUGGUUUCUUGGAUGCACUUGAUGGACAUGCAGCUAGGGCUCUGAACCAAGCUUCCAAGUAUGGUGCUGUUUUGGACAUGCUGACUGACAGAUGUGCAACUUUGUGCCUUCUUAUGACAUUGAGCUUAUUCUACCCACCAUGGACAAUAGUUUUUCAGUUUCUGGUUUCUUUGGACAUCACAAGUCACUGGGCACAGAUGUAUAGCUCCAUGAUGAAAGGCAAACUAAGCCAUAAGUCAGUAGAAGAAACAGCCAAUCCUUUUUUGAAACUGUACUAUACAUCAAGGGUUGUAUUGUUUAUAAUGUGUGCUGGAAACGAAUUAUUCUUUGCAAUGCUGUACAUGAUACACUUUGAGCCUGGUCCCACAAUCAAUAUAUUUAGCACCAGGCUGGGCUUGUGGCAGUUACUAGCUGGUAUCUGUUUUCCCAUAUCCUUCAUAAAGAACUUGAUCAAUUUAGUUCAGAUGAUUGGAGCCUUCCAGGCCAUUGCCAACAGUGAUGUAUUGGAGCGACAGAAAAAAAAGUGAUGUAUGAAAUAUUUAUGGUUUUUCUGGAUCAGUUUUCAGCUAUUUGCAUAUUCCUGCAUUUAUUGGUAAUUUUAUUUAUUACCGAGUGAAACAUUAUUAUUGGUCAUAAUGAGAAACAAAAUCUGUUCACUCUAGUUUAAAUAAUGCAGAACAAUUAGACAGAUCCUUCAAUUUUACAUUCGAAUCAUUGACAACAAAGAUUGUUUUACGCUCCCUUCUUUUCUGUGGUAAUCAGGGGUGUAGCUACCUGUGAGAAAGGGGUGAUGUGACACCCCAAAUCCUUCGUGUGUGGAUCAGUACAUCUUCAGAUGGUCCACAAAAUCCUUAGUUAUUCGGUACAAUCGUCGGGUAAAACAGCAUCUAAAAUUUUGUCCUCGUCGGUAAAUUCCCAAAUCUAUUGAUGACCCUCAACCCCCUAAUCUGGAAGGUCAAACUGCGUCACCGGUUGUAAUAGAUUUUAGAAAUGACACAUUAUCUUUGAGAAUGCUCUGCCAAGGCCAACAGCAAGAAUCAAACGCAUAAUCAAGUUUCUUUUUCUAAAAAGACAUUUUUGUCGAUAACUAUAGUAACAAAUUUUACUAGUAUCUUCAAGCUGUAUUUAUUUUUUAAAGCGUACAAUAUGGUACCUA